Molecule: messenger RNA, 783 nt
Organism: Nannospalax galili (Upper Galilee mountains blind mole rat)
Lineage: Eukaryota; Metazoa; Chordata; Mammalia; Rodentia; Spalacidae
Product: F-actin-capping protein subunit alpha-1-like
Biological process (GO): actin cytoskeleton organization; barbed-end actin filament capping
Cellular component (GO): F-actin capping protein complex; actin cortical patch
Molecular function (GO): actin filament binding
Source: RefSeq, a predicted model, not a curated record
AUGGCCAAUUUUGAGGACCUGGUGUCAGACGAGGAAAAGGUAGGCAUAGCUGCUAAGUUUAUCACCCAUACACCCCCAGGAAAGUUUAAUGAAGUAUUCAAUGAUGUCUGGCUACUACUUAAUGACAAUCUCCUCAAGGAAGGGGCAGCACAUGCAUUUGCCCAGUAUAACAUGGAUCAGUUCACACCUGUGAAGAUAGAAGGAUAUGAAGAUCAGGUCCUAAUCACUGAGCAUGGUGACCUGGGCAGUAGCAGAUUUUUAGAUCCAAGAAACAAAAUUUCCUUUAAGUUUGAUCACUUAUGGAAAGACACGAGUGACCCCCAACCAGAGGAUGUAGAUGGAGGUUUGAAGUCAUGGAGAGAAUCCUGUGACAGCGCUUUAAAAGCUUAUAUGAAAGAUCAUUAUUCCAAUGGCUUCUGUACUGUUUAUGCUAAAACUAUAAAUGGGCAACAGACAAUUAUUGCAUGUAUUGAAAGCCACCAGUUUCAGCCUAAAAACUUCUGGAAUGGUUGUUGGAGAUCAGAGUGGAAGUUCAUCAUCACACCUCCAUCCAGCAAUGUGGUUGGAGUGCUUAAGAUUCAGGUUCAUUAUUAUGAGGAUGGAGAUGUUCAGUUGGUUAGUCAUAAAGAUAUGCAAGAUUCGAUCCCCAUUUCUACAGCAAUUAGUGAAAACUAUCAAAUGAUGUCAGACACCACGUUAAGGCAGCUUCCAGUUCCUCGCAACAAAAUCUACUGGAACAAGAUUCUCAGCUACAAGACUGGCAAGGAAAUGCAAAAUGCUUAA